Messenger RNA from Sycon ciliatum, 1800 nucleotides. RefSeq lists its product as uncharacterized. Lineage: Eukaryota; Metazoa; Porifera; Calcarea; Leucosolenida; Sycettidae. The transcript is spliced from 2 exons. Bases 114 to 1559 code for a protein of 481 amino acids. The record is from RefSeq and is a predicted model, not a curated record.
AGCAAGCUGUGUGCAAUCUCCGCUCCCCGUUCCGGCAAUCCACAGUCUUGAUAAGCGGUCAAACAACUCCAGCUUAUGACUUUCGCAGCCUGGAGACAAGCUGCAGUACGAAAAUGGAUGGGAAAACGGUAGCCAUAGUAGCCCUCGGCUCGGCACUGGUAGUGGUUUUUCUCCUCGCACUUUUUCUGGUUAGGUGGAUAUGCGUGCUCAACCGUCCGUACCAGAGACAGCGCAAUGUAAAGCCGGCUCAUACAAGCAUGAUCGAUGACACAAUUAUAGCAUCAGACUCACCUGAAUCUUCCGGAAGACUGGCAUUGCUUCCACUCUCUACUGCGGAUGAUCUUUCCCAGGACGCCUCACCCACUGAAAUUCCAGCUUUGGACAUCUGCUCAUCGCUGGAAUCGCCAGAGUUGCCUCCCAAGCCUAUACAGCCGUCAUUGGCCCUCACUAAAACAGCUAUUAGCGACAAGGGAGAGAAGCGCAACACACACGAAGUCGUCCAUAUUAGAAACAGAAGUGGAAGCGGUCGCAUGAAUGAUAGUGGAAGCGUCGGAAAAUCAGGAUUUGGCAGCUUUCAGGGACCUGCCAUUGAGAUACCGAUAGACGAUAUCCCGCCAGAAAACUCUGCUUUUCCAAAUGACAGCAGCCUCUCUUCAAAGGUUGAAGGUGACACCGCCCGUUUUCGAUUACUGUGGAAGGAUCAUUCCCCGAUUCUCUCCGUUUCAAUACCACUAGACACUAUAUCGGCAGCACUUACUUCCCGUGCAAAUACUAUCACCUCUCAGACAACGGAAAGUGACAAUGGAAGCUGUCGGGUGUUUCGGAGGGAGCAAUCCACAAUCGCUCCACAAACACGGCAAUCAUCCGCGAUCCGAUCAAAUCGAACAAAAUUGGAACGUACAGGUUCAAUUGAGUACGAGGAACUGACGGACGAGAUCGAAGCCAGUACGGCUCGCUACCUCGGAGUCACUCUGGACGAAAAUCUUCGCUGGUCACCGCAAGUCACCUCUAUCGUCCGACGCACGGCUAUGAAGCUGCGGAUCCUCCGCCAGAUCCGGCACUGCCUAACAGUGAGGCAGGCGAUGCUGUAUUACUCUGCCCUUGUCAUACCGGAUAUUCUAUAUGCGUCGAAUGCGUUUCUCCCAGGACUGUCCGCUGAGCAGCGGAACACAGUAGCCAAACUGGAUAAACGUUGUAUCCGUUGCGUGGCCGAUGAGCACCCAUUGGCCCACACUCUUCCCCUGUACACCAGGCUGGGUGUCUGCUCAGUGCUGGAACGAGGAGAAUGCAAGCUCCGACUCCUGACAUUUAGAAUCCGUUCUGGAAUCGUCAGUGAGCUGUUGUCGUCCCGAAUUGUAUUGCAAGGCCCGCCGACAGGCAUGACCACUCGAGGUCAAUUGGGACGCAACCUUCCCCUCCCCCUGGCCCACAGUGCUUCUGGCGCAUGCCGACCGCUUCUAGCCAGCUGCCGACUCUGGAAUGGCCUACCCGACUGUAUGAAGUCCAUAGUAUCUGUCCGUGAAUUCAAACGCAUGCUGCGCGUAUUUUACUUCGGUUAAAUGUAAUGGCUUUUGUAACCUGCUGAUGAGGCUCGAUAGAAUCAUGCUACGAUGACCCGACUUGUAAAUUUGAGAUCCAUUUUUUUCUGCUCGUCUUGACCCUGCCUCCUCUCAUUGCUACUUCCAUUUUCGUAUUUCUAUUUUCAUUUAUUUUUCUCUUCAUUUCUGACUCCUCUUACUGGUUGUCAUCGCUUCCAUAAUAUUGGGCAGAACUGCCCGUUUGCCUUGCGAUGUAAAAUAA